Molecule: messenger RNA, 2488 nt
Organism: Nelumbo nucifera (sacred lotus)
Lineage: Eukaryota; Viridiplantae; Streptophyta; Magnoliopsida; Proteales; Nelumbonaceae
Source: RefSeq, a predicted model, not a curated record
GCGAUCCCUGAUCCCUCUCUUCUCCUUCCUUUUCUGCCUAUGAUUUUACAUUCUUUGCUCAAUGAAAGUACAAAACGAACCAUGAGAUGAUCUGAAGACAUUUCUCUGUCGCUCCCUCAUUCUGCUCUUCUUUAAUCGAUCAAUCACACGGUUGCAACUUGAUUCUGAGAGCGAGCCAGCGAGUCUGUUUCAUUCUGAUUUCUGAGAAAGAAAAGAUCAGAGAGGGAGGGGGGGAUUCAGUAGUUGGUAUAAGACUUUCUUCUGAUGAGGAGUAAUGGUACGCACUGAGAAGGAAGGCAUAACAUGCUUUCUCUGCGUCCACUUCGCAGAUUCUGCUUCGCUACCAAUGUUAUUGCUGACUCAGCUACUGCUACAACAGCUGCUUCAACUCCUGUUCCAAAACCGAGACCAUUAGACGAGCCCGCAUUGGUCAAGAUCAAAGCUGAGAGAGACCCAGAUAAGCUCUUUCAUUUAUUCAAAGCCAAUGCCCACAACCGAUUUGUCAUUGAGAAUCGCUUCGCUUUCGAGGACACCGUCUCUCGUCUAGCUGGUGCUCGACGAUUUGACUAUAUAGAGGAACUCCUCGAGCACCAUAAGACUCUUCCUCAAGGCCGCCGGGAAGGCUUCAUUGUCCGGAUAAUAAUGCUAUAUGGCAAGGCGGGGAUGACUAAGCAUGCUCUCCAGACUUUCAACGAUAUGCACCUCUUUGGGUGCCGCAGGACUGUCAAGUCCUUCAAUGCCGCACUCAAGGUUUUGACGCAGACCUGCGAUUUGAAAGCCAUUCAGUUUUUCUUUGAUGAGGUUCCGUGGAAAUUUGGCAUUUCUCCAGAUGUGUUUUCUCUCAAUAUUGUUAUCAAGGCUUUCUGUGAAUUGGGUGUGCUUGAUAUGGCUUAUUUAACCAUGGUAGAGAUGGAAAAGGUGGGGAUAAAACCUGACGUGGUUACAUUCACUACGCUUAUAUCUGCGUUUUAUAAGAAUGAUCGUUCUGAGAUUGCAAAUGGCUUGUGGAAUCUAAUGGUGCUUAAGGGGUGUUUCCCGAAUCUUGCUACCUUCAAUGUUAGGAUUCAGCACUUGGUUAACAAGAGACGAGCAUGGAACGCUAAUGCCUUAAUGGGUAAAAUGCAGAAUAUGGGGAUAAACCCAGAUGAAGUGACAUUCAAUCUUGUAAUCAAGGGCUUUUGCCAGGCUGGUUUCCUUGAAAUGGCCAAAAGGGUUUAUUCUGCUUUACAUGGUAAAGGUUACAAAGCCAAUAGCAGAAUUAAUCAGACAAUGAUUCAUUAUCUUUGUAAGGCAGGUGAGUUCAAUACGGCAUUUGGGAUGUGUAAGGUCAGCAUGAGUAGGAACUGGUUUCCUAGUGUGGAUACCAUCUAUAGGCUACUUGUAGGUCUUAAGAAGAAUGGGCAGUACAACAAAGCCAAGGAGAUCAUGGUGCUAGUUCGGAAAAGAAUACCUCCUUAUUCUGCAAAUGAACUUGAGGGUUUUGAGGCCCUAUUGUUGCAAAAUUGAAUAAAGUGCUAGAUGGAAAAGGGGAUUCAUUUAUAAGUGUAACCAUUCAGCUUGAAGGGGCAAUCCUUUUGUUCCUAUUAUAUUCAUUUUUCGAUUUCUGAAAUUAUUGAAGUGGAGGGGUACUUCCAGUUUUGUCUGCUGAAUUUGUUGUAUCAUCUUAAUGGAGAACACUCAAAGUCAAAUGAGAAUUCUGAUGACCAAGACUCACAUGGGUCCUAUUGUAAUUUCUUGGGCAGAUUAGGACCAGAAUGGUGAACUGAAGGAAUGAGGUCCUUCUAGUUGGUUGCCUAUGAAAUUUUGUCAAUGGCAAUGCAAACUUGAAUAAAUGGGCAACCAAGUGCACGAGGCUCUAGCCGAUGCGGGGUCUGGGGAGGGACAGAUGUAUGCAGCCUUACCCCUGCACAUACAAAGAGGCUAUUUCCAAGAUUUGAAUAUGAUUAUCAAGAAACUUGUUUACUUGGGACUUCAUGUAUUCAUGGUUCUCAAGAAAUACUUAAAGUACUAUUUUGAAUGAGAUGGUAAAUCACCUAUUGAGGGAUUUGACUUAAUUUAAACGGAAAGCUGCAAUUCGAGAUUGAAAUCAAAGUAGCAGUGAGUUCAAAGGAGCAUGAUGAAUGGGAAAGAGCUAAGUGGUGUUAGAAGUUAGAACUCUGAUGCAUAAGCACAUAAGAAAGGGAAAAGGAAAAUAGGAAGUAGCUUAAGUAGGUGAAAUAGAGGAGAAAAGAGAGAAGUCAGAGAAAAUGAAGGUCAGUUAUUCUCAAUGGUAAAAAGAAAGUAUACUAUGGUGUUACUCUUUUCUUGUGGGAGAGUACAGCAUUUUUGGCGGUUGCAGAGUUUAACAAUGUUGGUUGCUCAGUCUGUUAGGCGAGGAUUAUUGCUGUUUAGGAUGAGUUAUAAAGUAACAUGCAUUUAGAAGAGCAUUGUAUAUCCAAAAUAAAUCCUUUAUUUCGGUCAUAAGUCAUAAUUCUAAAAGCUAGAAAGC